Molecule: messenger RNA, 962 nt
Organism: Drosophila takahashii
Lineage: Eukaryota; Metazoa; Arthropoda; Insecta; Diptera; Drosophilidae
Gene: COX4L
Product: Cytochrome c oxidase subunit 4-like
Biological process (GO): mitochondrial electron transport, cytochrome c to oxygen
Source: RefSeq, a predicted model, not a curated record
AUUUGCCUGCGACACAGGCAACGAACUGGUCGUAUUUCGAGAGCAAGUUGUACAAAAAAAAAUCCAAAUUAAAAAGUGUGAAAAAAGUACAGUGCCGUCAAAAUGUCGGCACUGCGCUUGAUUCCUCGCUGCAAGGCGAGGAAUCUGGGCCAGAUGUCGACUUCGCUGAUGUCGAUGGGUCGUCGAUUUGCCAGCGGCGGCGGCGAUGGCAUUCGCCUGCUCAUCGGCGAUCGUGAGGUGGUUGGCUAUGGGAUCAACGGACGACCCCUGUACUUCGAUAGCCAGGACUGCCCGUUUCCGGCCAUCCGAUAUCGCGAAGUCACCCCGGAGCUGUGCGCCAUACGCGAAAAGGAGCUGGGCGACUGGAAGAAGCUGUCGCUGGAGGACAAGAAGCAGCUGUAUCGCCACAGCUUUUGCCAAACCUACGCGGAAUUCCAGCACUUUUCGCCCGAAUGGAAGAUCUGCCUGGGCGUCGCCCUGUGGCUGGUGGCCAUUGGAUUCGGCGUGACGAUCGCCAUGAAGACCAAGAUGUAUGCCGAGCUGCCCGACACGUUCGACGAUGAACACCAGUCGGCCCAGCUGCGCCGCAUGAUCCAGCUGCAGAUGAAUCCCGUCACGGGGAUUUCAUCCAAGUGGUGCUACCACGAGAACAAGUGGAAGUAGCCCUCUACACAAUUGAUUUGCCGUAUGCUAUGUACAGAAACGUAGCAAGCAACACAUGAAUUUCACACUAACUACACUAUCAACAGCGACAUCGGUUGCCAAUCGAUCGAUCAGAUAUUGCCAAACGAAAUCAUUUCUCUCACACUAUAGCUACACAUACAAUGCUCUCACACUAUAGCUAGACAUACAAUGCUCUCACACUAUGGCUACACAUAUAUGCUCGUUACACGUUACUCGACUGCCAGCUAGUCGUAUUUUAACACUUACUAAACCUACAACUAGGUUAACAAAAAAAACGA